AUGCCGCUGUCGAGCGAAGUCGAGAAACGUUUGAAUCGCAGGACGGUUUCCUCGACACUGCCAGCGAUAGAAAUAUUGCAGAGAAAUAUUAAACCUGCACCAACAAACUAUAGCAGGAAAGCCCGAGAGAUUCCUUUCCAUUUACCACACAAGAAGUUGUUAGAAAAAAUUGAAUAUGUGAAGAAGGAACCCGAGCCACUGACUGGAUUUGCAGCCGCCCAGGAGAAUAGAUUAAAAAAAGAAAGAAAACCCGGAACUUUGGAACCCAUAAAAGUAGAAGAAACUGGUGUUAAAAAGAGGAGGAGGCUUAUGAUCCAGGAAUCCAAAGCUAGCUUAGAUGAGAAAGUGUAUGAGUCGUCAGAUCCUCUAAAAGUGAAGCCUCCGGUGGCGUCGCAGACUGACGUAAUUCAUUACGUAAGGGAUCACCCAUCAUGUGGAUUCUUAUACAUGAUCUAUGCUGUGCAUCCUCAAAAUGUUUAUUUCACUCCUUAUUACCUCAAGGUCGUUCCCUAUGAGAACAUCGACAAACGAAACUUUUUCACAAUCAGUCCAUGUGGCGUUACCCACUAUUCUAAUGAGAUGGUAUUUACAAAACUACCAGCGUGGGAACAAGAGUAUACCAUAUUCGUUAAACUUACAGACAUCAAAUUCUUCAAGUUAUAUCGCUAUUGGAAAGCGUUCUAUGUGUGGAAUAAAUCUAUAGCGUUUAGAAAAUAUACUAAAAUUCGUAACAAGCUAGCUAAGAACCUUUUCAUUUUGACGCCGGUUUUAGGCAAAGCCUUGCUAAGUAUCCAGGCUAUGUGCUGCGAAAUGUACACGAAAACAUUUGCCGAUUUAACCAGAGACAUGGACACUCCGUUCUUUUACUUCAUUGAAGAUCAGAUGAAACGAGUCGAAUAUAUAAGAGACAAGCUCAUAGAAUUUCGCACUGUUGUCAUGGAUGUGAUCACACAGUCAUGUCAUACAGCCUUGUACCAGCAAGGAUUUGUGUACGAUGAUAGAAAUAUACCACCCUUUCAAGUUAUUAGAGGGAAACCCACUGGAGGCAUGUCCUAUACGGAGAAAGCGAACAAACGAAAGUAUUGCGAAAGAUUAGCUUGUUUUAUUAAGUUAGCUGAUUACAUGACCAACUACAUGUUAUACCGACUGACGAAAAGGUCCAACAAAAUGAUGUCAGAUAUGCUUCGUAUUCACGUUUCGUUUACUCCCUCGCCGACUCAGUUGAUGGAUGAGGAUAUCGAAGAAGUUGUGGAAUUGCUGCCACGAGCUACAGAUACUUGCAAGUGGGCUCUGUUCCAAGUAGAUGCUUACAUCAAAACAAGUGGUGAAAUGGAACUUAACCCCAGCGAGAAAGUAAUCCUCACUUACUUUGAAAAAAUUACGAAUUACUGGGAAGAGUACGUGCGUACUUUUCACAAUUUCUUAAACGACGAAACGUUGCAAAUAUUCGUGCAGCCAACCAUAAUGGGCAAGCAAGUCGACUGGUCUGCAGGACUAUCACCGAAUCUGUAUUUCUUAAUGAACCAGGAUAAAGAUAUGCUGGCAGAUAUUGCAUACAUACCGUAUUCGGUUAAAUUUGCUUACGAAAGCGUCUGGACCUUCUUGGAACGUUUCAAGAAUUUCAAGGAUAACUUUCGCGACUCUUGUGCUAUGGAUAUUAAUGUAAUUAAGGAAGAGAGAGAUGUAUUCAAGUUCAGGAAGAUGUGUGAUACUUUUGUAAAACAAAUGGAGUCAGUUGAAAAUAUUUUGCCCUACCAACCUUUGGGUAUGCUCUUUUUGUGCCUAAGUCCCUUCGUCGAACUAUUUAGACCACAGCCAAGAAAAUUAUUUGAUGUUGUGGCAAAUACUACUCCUGAGAUCGGACACAGUUGCAUUGAAGAAAUAGUACAAGGCAUAGAAGACAUCAAUGAUGACAUAAUUAAAGAACCUGCAACAGCUGCCGAACUGGUCGAAUUUAACUUUAUGAUGGACGGACUUGAAGCGAGGGUAGCAUUCUUGGAAGAGCGGCUAGAAUACCUCAGGGAACUUUAUGAUCUAAUGGGAGAAUUCAACAUACCAAUCUCACCUGAUGAUAUGACUGAGUAUUUAGGUUUGAGCGUGGCUUUGGGUACCUUACGAACUAACGUGGAUGCCAGAUUGGAAACCCGCAGCAAGCUUGCCGGACUUUUCGCGAGCCAGAUCGGCAAGGACAUCAUGGAACUUAUGCUCGACGUCAACAAACUCAGGGACGAAGUUGCGCAACCGUGGUUUUACGAUGAAAAGUCAGACAUGGAGAAAGUAUUGGAAGCUUUGCAAGAGUUACAGGAGAAACUUAUGGCCUGUUCCGCGAGAGAGAAGCAAAUACGAGAUUGGCAAAAGAUAUUUAAGAUACCACCGGCCCGCUUGGAACAAUUGGAUGAAGCAGUUAAUGACGUGAAAAUGAGACAAUUGCUAUGGAAAUCUUCAAAAGAGUGGAUUGACAUGUACCAAUCCUGGUGUGAUGCACCGUUCCAAACGUUGGACGUUGACGAAAUUCAGACAACUACGAUUAACUUUGGCAAGAUAUUUAAUCAACUUGACAAAGGUAUACCUGCGAACAAAAUUGUGCCGAAAUGUAAGGCUACUAUUGACAUCAUCAAAGAAAAGCUACCUGUCAUGUCAUACUUACGAAACCCAGCAUUGAAGCCACGUCAUUGGGUGAAGAUUGAGGAAAUUCUUCACACACGAUUCACUCCUGACACUGAGCUUACUCUCAAAGUUUUUGAAGAACUGCAUGCCUUCCAACAUGCUGAGGAGUUGAUGGAAGUCGCAGGGCAGGCCAGCUCUGAGGCUGGUUUAGAGGGCUUGCUUAAAAAGGUGGAAGAAAUGUGGGCUUCUCUAGAAUUCCCCGUCAUAUUACAUAAGGAUGCUAAAGACGUUUAUGUGCUGGGUGGUCUGGACGAAAUUCAAACGUGUGUUGAUGAGAGCAACAUUCAUGUCAGCACUAUACUCAGUUCUCGAAACUGUGGUCCCAUCAAGAGCAGGGUAGAGGAGUGGGCGAGGAAUUUGGAUCUUUUCUCUAAAACUUUGGAAGAAUGGCACACUUGCCAACAGACAUGGAUCUAUCUGGAGGUGAUUUUCAGUGCACCCGACAUUCAGAGGCAAUUGCCAAAUGAAACUAGGCUGUUCACUAUUGUCGACAAAUCCUGGAAGGACAUUAUGCGUAAACUGGCAAAGGUACCUCUGGCAAUGCCAGCGGCAACUCAGCCAAAACUCUACGAAGAAUUCGUGAGAAAUAAUGAGAUGCUCGACCAAAUAAUGAAGUGUCUAGAAGCUUAUCUUGAAACCAAACGAGUUGCUUUCCCAAGAUUCUUCUUCUUGUCUAACGAUGAACUUUUAGAAAUUUUGGCUCAGACAAGAAACCCCCACGCUGUACAACCUCACUUGCGCAAAUGUUUCGAUGCCAUUGCUAAACUAGAAUUUGGCGUGAAACUGCCCGAAAACGAGAUGGAAGUAACUGAAGAGGGCAAUCUUGUGGAGAAGGAAAUGUCUUUCCAAUCGAGAGAUAUGCUGCAAGCUAAGCUAGCUAAGUCAGCUAAACCAGAAGAUCUAACUACAGAUAUCAUUGCCAUGUUGUCACCUGAAGGAGAACGGGUUAACUUAGGAAAGGGGCUGAAAGCGCGAGGUAACGUUGAGGAUUGGCUCGGAAAAGUAGAGGAAGCAAUGUUCGCAUCAGUCAAGAGAUGUAUGAAAAAUGCUCUCAAAGACUUCCCAACAAAGCCACGAGUCAAAUGGGUUCAACUUCAUCCUAAUCAAAUAAUAUUGACGGUAUCCCAAAUAAUGUGGGCGAAGGGUGUACAUGAAAUUUUUGAUCUCGAAAUCCCUCUCCGCAUUGAUACCGGGCUAAUGGAUUAUGAGAAGAAAUGUAUAUCAGAUCUUAAUGAUUUGGCUGCUCUAACUCGGGCUGAUAUUGAUCCAUUGUUCAGGAAGGUUCUAUGCGCUCUUAUUACUAUAGAUGUGCAUGCUAGAGACACUAUCACACAGAUGGUGGAAAAACAUGUGCAAAGAGCACAAGAUUUCGAAUGGUUGAAGAUGAUCCGUUACUAUUGGGAGGAAGACAUCGACAACUGUGUAGCCAGAAUGUCAAGUGCUAUGUAUGUGUAUGGUCAUGAGUAUUUGGGUGCCGGCGGUGUCCUUGUAAUUACUCCAUUGACUGACCGAUGCUACCUUUGCCUCAUGGGGGCGUUGCAAUUGGAUCUGGGAGGAGCUCCCGCCGGCCCUGCUGGCACUGGAAAAACUGAGACUACCAAAGAUAUGGCAAAAUCUUUGGCUAUACAGUGCGUCGUCUUCAAUUGCUCUGAAGGGUUGGACUAUAAAAUGAUGGGACGUUUCUUCUCCGGCCUUGCAACCUCUGGUGCUUGGUGCUGUUUCGACGAGUUCAAUCGUAUCGACAUUGAAGUGUUGUCUGUGAUUGCACAACAACUCAUUACCAUCAGGAAUGCCAAGGUUGCGAGACAAAGCAGGUUCAUGUUCGAAGGGCGUGAGAUCAAAUUGGUUCGCAGUUGUGCCGCUUUCAUUACUAUGAAUCCCGGUUACGCCGGGAGAACUGAACUGCCUGAUAAUCUUAAGGCUCUUUUCCGUCCCAUAUCUAUGAUGGUACCGGAUUAUGCUUUGAUCGCUGAAGUUAUCCUGUACUCGGAAGGUUUUGAAUCUUCGAAGGGUCUAGCUAAGAAGAUGGUGCAAAUGUACAAGUUGUCCAGCGAACAGCUAUCGAAACAGGAUCAUUAUGAUUUUGGUAUGAGAGCCGUGAAGAGUGUGCUGGUGAUGGCCGGGGCCCUAAAACGCGCGAGUCCAGACCAGCCCGAGGAGAUGACUCUACUGUGUGCACUCAAUGACAGCAAUUUGCCCAAGUUUCUAGCAGCUGAUGCCAUACUAUUCGCUGGAAUACUGUCUGACCUUUUCCCCGGUGUGGGAUUACCUGAAAGAAACUACGGUGUCAUGGAAGACGUGAUCAGGGAUAUGAUUCUUGAAAGGAAACUCCAAAUCGAAGUCUGUCAAAUAAGAAAAGUGAUCCAGUUACACGAGACUAUGAUUGUACGAUGGGGUGUCAUGUUAGUCGGGCCAACCGGUGGAGGAAAGACAUGCGUUUUAAAUGUUUUAGGAGACACUUACGCAAAACUUUGCGAAAUGGGGGAACCUGGUCCGCAGAAUCAGAUAGUGCACAAGUACAUAAUGAAUCCGAAGAGUCUCAGCAUAGGUGAAUUGUAUGGUGAAGUUAAUUUGCAAACGCUUGAGUGGCACGAUGGCAUAUUACCUCUCAGUUUACGAACCGCUGUGCAAUGCGAUAAACCGGAUCAUCAAUGGUUGAUCUGCGACGGCCCCGUGGACGCCGUGUGGAUAGAGAAUAUGAAUACAGUGCUGGAUGACAACAAGAUGCUCUGUCUAUCCAACUCCGAGAGGAUCAAACUGACGCCUUACGUGCACAUGCUGUUUGAGGUAGCAGAUUUAGCACAAGCAUCACCAGCCACAGUAUCCCGCUGCGGCAUGGUAUACAUAGAUCCGAAUGAAAUGGGCUACAUGCCCAUGGUACGUUCCUGGAUAGAUGAGGGAGUCGAGAGAAACUUCUUCACUCAGGAGAACUCAGAGUUCGUCCUCGAAUUGUUUGACAUGUUGGAAGUUGGGGUCUCGCACGUCAACACCAAAUGCCGCGUUGGAAUCAGCCAGGUAGACAUAAGCAAAGUGUCAGCUAUCUGCUACCUCCUGGGCGCAUUACUGUCGGAGCCAGGAGAUCGGUUUCCUGACAAGGCGGCAAUCAAAGUGUACAUUGCACAGUGCUUCAUAUUCUGCUACGUUUGGUGUAUUGGUGGCAAUAUUCUAGAAGAAAACCGAAAACUCUAUGAAGAAGUCAUAAAAAGACAGUUCGAGAUUUAUGAGGAGGCUGAAUACUUGCCUAUGGGCUUCAACUUCUUUGAUAUGUAUAUGGAUACGAGAAUGCGAAGGCUUAAAGUAUGGGCUGAUAUUAUUCCCGAGUUCUUGUACGACUCCUCACGGCCAUUUUUCGAGACUCUCGUGCCUACUAUAGACACAGUACGAUACGGCUAUCUGUUUGAAAAGCUGCUGGGUUGCGGCAAGCCUGUCAUGUUUACUGGAAAUACAGGUGUCGGUAAAACGGUUAUAGCAAUCGAAAUGUUAAAUAAAAUGGCGCUUGGCGGCUAUUUCAUACCUUUCAUAUUGAACUUUUCGGCUCAAACUGGCAGUGGCCGGACACAGAUAGUUAUUGAAUCACGUUUAGACAAGAGGCCACGGAGGGCAUUAGGAGCUCCAUUGGGGAAAAAAGUGAUAAUUUUCAUAGAUGACGUGAAUAUGCCUCGUCUUGACAUAUACGGCGCACAACCGACUAUAGAGCUACUGAGGCAAUUCCUAGACUUCGGUGGUCUGUACGACCGUGACAAGUUGUACUGGAAAGAUAUCCUCGACGUAGUUCUGGCAUGUGCAUGCGCGCCGCCCGGGGGAGGUCGCAACCCUCUUACCGCACGAUUCGUCAGGCAUUUCGCCAUGUUCUACAUAAGUGCACCUAAUUCUGAAGCUAUGAAGACUAUUUUCAAGGCGAUCCUAAAGGGCCACAUGGAAGACUUCGUAGCCGAGGUAUCGAUCCUUGGAGGGCCUAUUGUCGAUGCUGCAGUUGAGUUGUAUCUGAAGAUUUGCGCCGAGCUUCUCCCCACUCCAGCUAAAUCGCACUAUGUGUUCAACCUCAGGGACUUGUCCAAGUGCAUGCAAGGAGUUCUACAGGCUGACGCCGCGUACAUGCGGGCACCGCAAGGAAUGCUCAGGCUGUUCUAUCAUGAAUGUCUACGCGUCUUCCACGAUCGACUCAUCAACAUUGAAGAUAAGAGUUACUUCUACCAUCUCAUGACCACUGUAUGCACGAGGAACUUCCAGACACCUAUUCUAGAAGUACCCGACGAUCCCAUCAUAUUACAACCACCUCUUCUGCUCUUUGGUGAUUUUAUAAACUCUGCUAUUCCCAAAGAAAACCGAAAUUACGCUGAGAUACCUGAUCUGAAAAAGCUUACGGUGGUUCUAAAGGAAUACUUAGAAGAGUACAACUCAACGGCUCGCGCCGAGAUGCACCUGGUGCUGUUCCAAGAUGCCAUAGAACACAUAGUGCGAAUAGCUCGGGUGCUGAGAGCCGAACGUGGCCACUGUCUCAUGGUCGGCCCUGGUGGCUCUGGUCGCAGGAGUGUGUCCACCCUCGCUGGUCAUGUCAAUGAGUGCAAAUGCAUGGGUAUGGAGCUGAAGAGGAAUUACGAUACCCCAGAAUUCCAUGAAGAUCUUCGCAAGAUGUACAUGAGAGCAGGAGCUAAUUUUGAAGAUACUGUCUUCCUAUUCACUGAUACACAGAUCACAAAGGAAGAAUUUCUCGAAGAUAUCAAUAAUAUGCUUAACUCUGGUGAGGUACCGAACUUAUUCGAAGGUGACACUUACGAGGCUGUUCAAACCGCGUGCCGCAACGAAGCAGCCAAGGUCGGCAUAGCCGGUGCAGACCGCGAUGGCGUAUACUACUUCUUCAUCAACAGAGUCCGAGGGAAACUCCAUCUCUGUAUUUGUAUGAGUCCUGUUGGAGAGGCGUUCAGACGUCGAUGCAGAAUGUUUCCAUCACUGGUCAACUGCUGCACCAUUGACUGGUUCACAAAAUGGCCGCCCGAGGCUCUGCUAUCUGUAGCCAAACAAUGCCUACACCCGCUGGGAAACAAAAAGAUUAUUGACCAAAUCUCAUCAAUUUGCGUAACUAUGCAUCAGGACGUGGAUAUAAUGACAGACAGAUUAUAUCAAGAGAUGAGGCGUUACUUCUACACCACGCCCAGCAGUUAUUUAGAUUUGCUCAAGCUGUACCUGAUGCUGUUAGACAAAAAGCAACAGCAAAUCAUACGCGGCAGGGACAGGAUCUCUUGUGGAUUACAGAAACUGUACGAAACAUAUGAAGUGGUCGGCACGAUGGAACAUCAAGUCCGUGAAAUGGAACCGAUUCUCGCGAAGAAAGCAGAAGAGAGCAUUGCGCUGGUCAACAGGCUCAAAAUAGAACAGAAGGCUGCUGAUCAAGUCAAAUAUGCUGUCAUGAAAGAUGAAGCAGCAGCUAAGGUAAAAGCAGAAGAAGUGAAACAAAUAGCCGAUGAGGCAAAAGCCGACUUAGCACUUGCUAUGCCUGCUAUGGACGCCGCUCAAGCUGCACUGAAGGCGCUCAACAAAGCAGACAUCAAUGAACUAAAGGCCUUCCAGAAACCUCCCGCUCUAGUGCGGUUUGUCAUGGAGCCGAUCUGCAUACUGUUUGGAGCUAAGCCCGAUUGGGACAAUACAAAAAAACUGCUUGCUGAUGUCAAUUUCCUAGGCAAGCUCGAAGAUUAUGACAAGGAUCACAUCCCAGACGCGACGCUGAAAAAGCUGAAAGUUUACCUAACCCACAAGGAUUUUAAUCCAGAUACUGUCGUCAAAGUAUCGAAGGUAUGCCGAUCCAUGGUGCUAUGGGUGCAAGCCAUCGAUAUGUACGCCAAAGUAUUCAGGGUCGUGGAGCCAAAGAUAAUCAAGCAUAAAGAAGCAGCAGGUAUAUUGAAGAACGUGAUGGCAGUACUCAGGGCCAAACAAAAAGAGGUGGAAGCCAUCGAGGCCCAACUCGCCAAGAUGUUGGAAGAGCUACGAGUGGUGGAAGAGGAAAAAGCUAGAUUGCAAGCUGACGUAGACUUGGCUGCAGCUCGGCUGUCGAGAGCGGGCCGCCUCACUCAAGCGUUGGCUGAUGAACAGACGCGAUGGGAAGACAGCGUUAAGGCUGCGUCUGAGGCCUUACGUUGUACCACGGGAGACAUUAUAAUAGCUGCUGGCUGUAUCGCUUACUUUGGCGCCUUCCCGGCUCACUACCGGCGCGAGCUGGUCGUCAAGUGGAUCCAACAGUGCAAGGAGUUGGAGAUACCGGCCUCUGAGACCUUCGAUUUGAUCGACGUGAUGGCUGACUCAUACACGGUGCGGACUUGGAAUUCGCAAGGGCUGCCGCGAGACGCAAUAUCUACUGAGAACGGCAUCCUUGUGACGAGAGCUGGGCGCUGGCCGCUCACUAUCGAUCCACAGGAGCAGGCCAACAGAUGGAUACGGAACAUGGAGAAAGACAAUGGCCUGAUGAUCACAAAGCUGAUAGAUGCAGGUUACCUCCGUAUCCUCGAGAAUUGCAUACGGCUGGGCUGGCCGAUGCUCAUAGAGGACUUAGGAGAAACGCUUGAGGCGACCCUGGCACCUGUACUUCUCAAACAAACUUUUCUUCAAGCAGGAAGACUGCUCAUCCACUUGGGAGACAGCGACAUAGAAUAUGACACGAACUUUCGUCUUUACCUCACUACGAAACUGGCCAACCCUCACUAUCUGCCAGAAAUUUGCAUCCAAGUGACCUUGGUCAACUUCACCGUCACCCUAUCAGGCCUUGAGGAUCAACUGCUAGCGGAUGUGGUAAGAUUGGAACGGCCGGAUUUGGAGAUUCAACGCACUGAGCUGAUAGUGCGUAUCAAUACAGACAAGGCAACCCUCCUCGAGAUUGAGGACAAAAUCCUGAGACUGCUGUAUGCCUCUACUGGCAACAUUCUGGAUGACGAGGAACUUAUAGAAACCCUCAAUGAGAGUAAAGAAACAUCGGAAAUAAUAAACGCUCGGCUGGAAGAAACUGAAGCGACAGAAAUAAGUAUAUCAGCAGCUAGAGAGAAGUACCGAACAGUGGCCACUCGCGGGGCAGUGUUGUAUUUCGCGGUAGCGCAACUAGCAGAUAUUGAUCCUAUGUACCAGUUUUCACUCAAGUACUUCAACCAGAUCUUCAAUCAAGUCAUAGAAAAAAGUGAAAAGUGCGAUGUACUAGAAACUCGGUUAGAUAUCCUUCGGCGUGAAAUCACACUGUCGGUAUAUCGGAAUGUCUCCCGAGGACUAUUCGAAAGACACAAACUAGUGUUCAGUUUCCUUCUGAACAUGGCUAUUUAUUUAGACGCAGGAAUAGUAUCGCCAGAACAAUGGAACUUCAUUUUGCGAGGCCCUGCCGGCACGAUUGUGGUACCGCCUAAGAAGCCUCUGAUUGAAGCAUUAACCGAACAAAUGUGGCUGGCCACUAACCACUUGAAUGAAACAGACCCACAUUUCGCGGGGCUAGCUAAUGAUUGUCUGCAGAAAAUACCUAUCACGCUGGGAAUGUUUUCUUUGGACAUCCAUGUAGACACCAGCAAUUUGAUGCCACCACGAGUGAAUUGGGACUCGGUACUAUCACCAUUUGAAAAGUUAAUGUUAAUUAAAUGCCUGAAGGAAGAGAAGUUAGUGUUUGCGAUCGCGGAAUAUGUGUCCACCAGCCUGGGCUCUGUGUUCAUAGAGAGUCCCACUGUUCAGCUCAACACGCUGUAUGCAGACACAACGGCAACAAUCCCACUAGUUUUCGUUUUAAGCACUGGCUCGGACCCCUUCGGAGCUUUCCAAAAAUUUGCUACGGAAAUGGGCAUGCGUGAACGUGUGCAUUCGAUCUCGCUAGGUCAGGGCCAGGGUCCAGUUGCUGAGAAGAUGAUAACCAGUGCAAAGCCCAAAGGCGAUUGGAUUUUCUUACAAAACUGUCACUUGGCUGCUUCCUGGAUGUUGAGCCUUGAAGUGAUAGUAGCUAAUUUGACCAGUGAAUCCGGCAUGCCUCAACCAGAAUUCCGUCUAUUCUUGAGUUCAAUGCCCACGCCCAAAUUUCCGGUAUCUGUGCUGCAGAAUUCUGUGAAAGUUACAAAUGAACCGCCAAAAGGUCUAAAGGCAAAUGUGAAAAGAGCUCUAAUCGAAAUGGAAGAAGACUUCUUUGAAAAUCAUGUACUGGGUCAAGAUUGGCGCACAAUGUUAUUUGGUAUUUGUAUGUUUCACGCUAUAAUUCAAGAACGCAAAAAGUUUGGUCCUUUAGGUUGGAAUAUUACUUACGAGUUCAACAACAGCGAUCGCGAGUGCGCCAUGAUGAACUUGCAAAUGUUCUGCGAGGAUGGCCACAUGCCUUGGGACGCGUUGGAAUAUAUCACAAGUCUUAUAACGUACGGAGGCCGAGUAACAGACAUGUGGGACCAACGUUGUUUGACCACUAUCUUGAAGCUCUUUUUCUCGCCUCCCACUCUUGAGGAGGGAUACGUUUACUCACAAUCGGGCAAUUAUUACUGUCCCAGAUCUGACAAGUUGGAGGAUUAUCGGGACUAUAUAGAAUCACUGCCAAGUGUUGAAAAUCCGGAAGUAUUUGGUAUGCACGACAAUGCUAAUAUAGCUUUUGAGAACAAAGAAACGAGUACGUUAAUCCAAACAAUAGUAGACGUGCAGCCCCGCGCUAUAGGCGGUGGUGGUGGCGACACUCCCGACCAAAUCGUUUGGCGAGUCUGUGACCAAACACGAGCUAAAAUCGCGAAGGGUAUCGACAAGUCUCUCAUUAACCCCGACCUCAUGAUACCAGACGAUAUGGGGCAAUUAAAUUCAUUAACAACCGUGCUGAUACAUGAAACCGACAGGUUCAAUACACUAUUGGGAUUAAUUCAUAAUUCGCUCAAUGAACUUCAGAAGGCCAUCAAAGGUAUCGUGGUGAUGUCAGAAGCAUUUGAAGAGGUUUUCACAGCUUUCAUAAACAACAGAGUUCCCAAUAUGUGGCAUAAGAAAGGAUAUAAUUCGUUGAAAUCACUCGGCAGCUGGAUUCACGACCUCACUUUACGAAUUAAUUUUAUGGAGAAAUGGUUAGUAGAAGGUGCUCAGCCGAGCAGCUGGGUGUCGGGCCUGUUCUUCCCGCAGGGCCUGCUGACAGGCUCCCUGCAGUCGUACGCGCGACGGUACCGCGUGCCCAUCGACGCACUCAUGUUCGACUUCCAUCCCCUGCCGAUAUUCUUGUCACAAGACGAUGUGUUUAAGCAAAAUACUAGAAAGAAGGCGGUGGGGCCUGACGUAUACGGUUUUCUAGAGCGUCCCGAAGAUGGUGUUAACAUACACGGGUUGUUUAUCGACGCCGGCCGCUGGGAUAUGCGUGAAAAACUUCUUGUUGAUGCUCUUCCAGGUCAAAUGAAUCCUCCACUGCCAGUGGUAUGGUUUCAGCCCGUGCUCACGUUGCCUAAGCCCGACCCUCGGUACGAAGCACCGUUGUACAAGACAUCAGAAAGAGCGGGCGUACUGUCCACAACUGGUCACAGCACAAACUUUGUGUUGCCAGUACUACUACCCAGUAAUCAAACACAAAGUUACUGGAUUAUUCGUGGUACAGCUCUACUGACACAAAUUACGGAUUGAGUUUCUUUAUAUUGGUUGAUACUAGAUAUACCAUAUAGGUAAUAUAACAUUAUGAACAAUAAAAUCUAUGACCAAUAA
Messenger RNA from Helicoverpa zea (corn earworm), 12330 nucleotides. It is a transcript of the gene Dhc16F, whose product is annotated as dynein axonemal heavy chain 6. Gene Ontology annotation, molecular function: ATP hydrolysis activity; dynein light intermediate chain binding; ATP binding. Gene Ontology annotation, cellular component: dynein complex. The coding region runs from base 1 to 12252 and encodes 4083 amino acids. NCBI's taxonomy places the organism in Eukaryota, Metazoa, Arthropoda, Insecta, Lepidoptera, Noctuidae. The transcript has 67 exons. Gene Ontology annotation, biological process: microtubule-based movement. The record is from RefSeq and is a predicted model, not a curated record.